Messenger RNA from Plasmodium knowlesi strain H, 717 nucleotides. Its product is annotated as clathrin light chain, putative. Gene Ontology annotation, biological process: intracellular protein transport; vesicle-mediated transport. Gene Ontology annotation, molecular function: structural molecule activity. The record is from RefSeq and is a predicted model, not a curated record. Gene Ontology annotation, cellular component: clathrin coat of coated pit; clathrin coat of trans-Golgi network vesicle. Bases 1 to 717 code for a protein of 238 amino acids. The transcript has a single exon. Lineage: Eukaryota; Apicomplexa; Aconoidasida; Haemosporida; Plasmodiidae.
AUGAGCGACCUGAACGACUUUGACCAGUUCAACUUCAACGAGUACGAUGGAAGCAAGGGAAGCCCUAUGGAGGAAAAGAAUAUGGCGGUGCCCAGCGGAGGGUACGGAAUGAGCGAGGAGUUAGGAUUAUCCAACGAGCUCAAUGACAGCCUUAUGGAGAAUGGCCCAAACUACGACCACAUGAACAUGUCUCUCAACAGUAUUUAUAGCGAUCAGAAUGUAACGAAAAGAGAGGUAGAAGAAACAGGCAGUAGCAGUAACAAGUACAAUUUUGGAGAGCCCCAAAACGACAGCUCCAAUAAAUUUACAACCUCCUAUAAGAAGGAAAGCCAAAUAUCCUUCGAAAAUACAUACGAACAAUUUUACGAAAAGGAAUCCGACAUAUCUGACACGGAAGAAUCAACCACGUGGGAAUCUGAACGACUAAAAAGAAUAGAAGAAAGGAAAGAAUACGAAAAAAAUAAAAAAAUCGAAAUAAAAAAGAAGGCUGCGGAAGACUUAAAAAAAUGGUAUGAAGAAAUGGCCAUUUUAAUUGAAGAGAAAAAAAAAUUGUCUAAAAAAAAAAAAAAUGAAGAAAAAAAAAAGGAAGAAAAUUUGGAAAACAAAACUUGGCUCAAGGUGUUCCAAUAUUUGGACAUAGAAAAGGGCGAGUAUUUUAAGGAGAACAGCCGCAUGAAGCAGGUCCUCCUCAAACUAAUGAAAAGCGAGGGUUCCUGA